UAGGUCUGACUGCAACAUGGACAGACGUCGGUCUUACGAUGGAACCCCUCAGGAUCAGGCCUUGCCCAUUCCCGUCCAGAUAUUCCUCUGGCGACAGAUUAGCCCCUUCAUCCGGGCGAAACUCGGCAAACUACACGAGGCGUCAUGCAUGUUCUGCCAACAUGCGCCCGGCCAUCAUGAGAUGAAGGAAGCCUGCAAGUCGUUCGAGAAAGUGUUGGUCCAGAAUCUGCAUUUCGGACUUUCUCCUCCACUGACGGAUGCCUUAAAUAAUGUAUCCCGGUGGCGACUUAUCCAAGCGGCUCUUCCACACGUUCUUCAUGGUGCGGCGAACCUCCUCAACAACAGGAAGGACCUUCAGAGCCUCGGAGCGGUGGAGACGAAACUCCUCUACACUCUGCAUUGGAUCAUCCUGGAUGCUGCAGAAGAGUGCGCCGAUGCAGAUGCCGAAGCUGGAAUUUAUCGCACGAAUCCUUUUUACUAUCUUUUCUCGAUACCCACGGUGACGCUCUUCGUCUACCUGUUCGCGCCCCUUUGCAACCACCUUAAGGAUUCCGACUUCACCACCAAUUUUCGCCUCGAAAAUGGCCUUAAGAUAUGGUCUGCGAUGUGGGAAUGUCGUCACCCAGACGCGCCAUGUUUCACCGCUUAUUGCCGACCAAAGCCGCAGACUUUUUGGUCCAGAUCGAUAAAAUCAACGAGGCAGCCUCCACCGCCACCUCCACCUCCGCCACCUCCGCCACCAUAUCACCAUCAUCACCAUCACAGGCAGCAACAACAGCAACAGCGUCACCAUUUUGACUCCAUUUACGCGGGGGCUGGCGCGUCAAAUGACGAUUACCCGGACACGGAGAGUCCUCCCAGCCAGACAGCUAGUGUAUGCUUCUCUGAACAAGGAAUGCCCUCUUAUCAGCAACCCCCGUCAGCCCCAUCGUCCAUAAAAUCGGCGGAUGAAGAGAACAACUGGGUGUCGUCGCCGAAGGACACGGCCUUCCCGGAAACGAUUCCUGAAGAGAGUUCCAGUACCGAGGACGAGCACGUGAUGAUCUUCCGGUUACCCUCGCUGAGCGAGUCCGACAGAGGCGUCGAUGGCGUGCGAGAAGUGUCCACGAUAUUCGCAGGGGAGGCGCGUAUUUUUCACGUGGCAAUGAGUCAAUCCUCGACGAGCUCCUUGAGGUCCACCUUGACGAUUGAAAGGAUCACCGCCGUUUCCGGUACCGAUACGUAUCGCCAGCUCCAGGGAAAGUCGACGACUUCACAGAGACUCGGGUAUUCAAAAGAAAGAGAUGACAGGGACGAAAGCACCGAGAGAGACGCGACGUCGGGGGGCUCUGGACCACGUCAAGCCGGAAGUUCUCCAGGAUCGGGAGCCGCCAUUGCUGGUACCACCGGAACCAGCGGUCCUGCGGAAACCGGUCGUACCAUAAGAACAGAUGUCUAUGCGGCGACCUUUCUAGACGUGGCCGUCCUCAGGUGCCUCUUCGUGUCUCAGUGGCAGGAGGAGGGCGUCUUCUGGGCGCUCCAGUAUCUCUAUCACCGGCUAUGCGAAAUCAACGAGGACAGCUCCGUGCAAAGGAUGCCCCGAAGAAGGAGCAAUUCUCUGCCCAUUCCCAAGAUCGAAGUCUCCAUAUAUCACAGCCCUGAAAGCAAAAAGAAACACGAGGCCAAGGAGUUGGAAGUCCCAGGGCCUAGAGACAAAAAGUUCGUAAACUCGAUAUUCAAAAUGUGCCCAGAUUCCUCGUUUGGUUCCUGCAAGUCCCAGGACACCGAUACCGUUCAUACCAGAAGAGCAAGUGAGAAGGCGAAGAAGCGCAUGAAAAUGGCCGAUUUGAAGGCCUUUGUGGAGACCAAGCUGCUCUCCAAGUCCGAGAAGACUCUGGAGAACAUCGGCCAUGAGGAGUCUAAGGGCUUCUUCGACCAGGACUGUCAUAGGAGUCUCGACACAGGUGACGACCACCUGACGAGGCCUACUUCGCCCUGUUCCAAAACCUUCGAAGCCAGGGACGUCGACCUGAUGAAGCAUCCUACCAACCUCAUCAAAGGGAAGAGCAUGCCCAGUUUAAGCUGCUUGAUUAACGAGCUGACCGCGGGAGGAUAUAUUGGAGAUACUCGAGUAGAAAGGAAGCAGGGUCGUUUCUACAGUCAGUCCUGCACAGCGCCAAAUCCCAUAAUUACUGUCACGGAACACACCCCGACACCUUCCCCGGACUACAUGAAGAAGCAGCCUUCGAUUGACAGUCAGCUGGAUGCUGUCAGUAUACAGGGGAUGCGUAUAGGGUGCGAAAGGAAAGCCAGCUUGACGAGAUCGCAAACCGACUCCAACAUCACGUAUACUGGAGAAGAAGUUCCUGAAGCACCAGGGUCCAGUUGUUACAUCACGAAGGAAGGAGACCUGGACCGCCGGGUUGUUCUGAAGGCCGUCCACGCGGUAGCCUUGAGGGAUGCAUCGAGCUGCACCCUUCGCGUUUGCGAGACCAUCCUCAACCUGGUGGAACUACUCAUGGAAAUGGGAGUGCUCGAUCGCAGCACUCGGGAAGAGAUGUCCAACGGUAACGUGGGUUCGGGAGGUGGGGCCGACGCCAAGAAGAGGGAUUCUCCCUUGAACGAGCUGGACCGAGAAGAGAGAAGUUCGCAACCUCAACCUCCACCAGUUCCGCCACCUCCACCACCUUUGCCACCGCCUCCACCUCCGCCCCCACCUUCUUCACCCCUUGCCAAGACGACGCCCCACAACAUGCUCGUCAACUGCACCAUCAGGGUCCUGAAGCACCUGGGAUGUCCUCAUGGGUGUGGAGACAGUAUUCGAGGACCCCCCGCAGACUUUGUACGGUCUCAGGGCCAGACGAUCCUCGGCAAGCUGCAUCGCGCGAAUCCUCGACAGUUCUCCAAGUUCUUCAGGGCAAUGGUCAGGGACCAGCCCGUCGUGGAGAUCCUGGACUUCUUCCACGCCUACGUGGGAUUCUGCAUGGACCCGAGCGACUAAAUUUCAGGCCAGAAGAAGGGCUCGAACAAGUCUCCGGACGUGGCCUCGCAGGGUGGAUAUGCCACGAAUUUUGGAGCUGGCCUGGCGAUGUCGGGAUCCUUAGGUGCGGCGACGACUCCAGGUGCAGCAAACGCGAUGAAUACCAACACCAACACUUCCAACUCCGGAAUCGUGAGUUUCGGAGGUGGGAACAACGCAGCGAGGGGUAUCGAGGGCCAUAUCAUGAGCUGCGUCUUCAAGGUCCUGGUGACGAUGUUCGUCAAGACCCUGAAGGAGCUCAAGGCUCAGGAGAACAUGGCGCUUUAUUGCGACUUGAGACAGUUCAUGACCUACGUCAAAGAGGCACAUGGAGGGGUUUUUCGUCGGGUAGCUCUGAGUGGAAUCCUCGAUGCUGCUGAUCGACCGAACAGGCGAUGCAACAGCGACGUCAAGACCACUCGGGUCAUCAGACACAUUCAUCAGUCGGAUCUGGAGGAGAAUGCCGAUUUAGGAGGAGAAUCCUGCUACGCGGUGGACGACCGUGGCACGAGGAAGUUCCUCUUCAAGAAGCGGAGCACCUCUUCAACCUGCGCCAGUCUCUUGGAGACGGAGCUGAGCGAGGAGAACGCGAAAGUCAGCCAGAGUCCUCUGGGGAACCUCAGGAAAAAGCACCACGUCCUGACGCCGAGGCAGAGCGAGAGGAAUUUAGGAAUCAGCGAUCCUUCUCAGAGCCUUGGGAAAUCCAAGAAGACCAGGUUCCCGAUCGGCGGAAUUGUAAACUGGUUCAGGAAAGAAUACGGACGUACGGAUUCGACUGACAGUCACGAGAGCAGUGAAUCUCCCACCGAAAGUAGCUUCGUUCGUCAAACCAGCUUCCAACGAGGUCACAAUCGUGGUACCUCCCGAACAGGACGAGGGUAAGCAGCCAAGAGGGUAGGUCAAACCCUGCAGAGGGCGAAACGCAGGGUGGAGGAUCAGCUGAACAAGAUCGGAUUUGGCAAGGGCAAGAAGAAGGAGAGCUCGGAGGAAGCGCCAGGCAGUUACUUCAGCAGAAGGAACUCCAUGGAGUUCGGCGAAGCAUUCAGGGAGUCGGAAUUCGUCGUCCUGAAAGAAAGGCGACUGGUCCCCCAAACGGCGAUUUACGACGGCAUGAUGAGGUUCUCCUUCCUGUUGGAGACCUGUCAGCCGGGAUCGGUGCCGGAUCACCACCUGAUGGCGGCCAUUCUGGACCUGCCUCACGCCCCGGUGGUAGCUCGUGCUUGUCUCAUCCUGGAGUGUGCGCACCUUGUCCAUCGCUGCAACAAGGGCCAGUGGCCAGCCUGGAUGAAGCUCAACUUACCCAUGUUCCGACCGUCGGUGUCAACAAACAACAGGAACGCUCCCACUGGUCUCAGGAGGACGCACGUCCUGCAGCGCGCGGCUGGGAAGCUGUUCUACCAGUGGGCAGAGGCGAUCGGCGGAAGACUGGAGGAACUCCUAGCAGUCGACAAGCGGAACGUCGAGCAGGUCGUGGCCAUGAUGUCGGACGAUACCAAGCAACGGGAUUUUAUCGUCGAAGACGAAGAGGAGGACUUCCUGGACGAAGCGAGCAUCAACGCUUACGGGUCCCCAUGCCCUACGGCUCUAAGGCUGAUCGCCUGCGUCCUGCUCCUGGAAAUCACGGCCUUCCUUCGCGAGACCUACAGGACCUUGCCCAAGUCCUGCAGACUUUCUACGAAGGAGCGACCUCCACCCUGGGAGAGGAUGUACAGUCGCGAGGCGAACAGACGUUGGAGCAUGGCCCUGUCCUCCAUGGGUCAUUCGCAAACCUCGGCACAGAGUCUCCAAUCCAUCGCCGGGGAUCGAGAAACUGGUAAAGAGCGCAAAAUCAGCUUCGUCCUGCACGAGCCGGACAACGAGUCGGAGGGCAGCAGCAAGUCCACCGUCACCAUCCAGGGCGAGGAGAAUCAGGCUUCGAAUAACGAACGAGAGAGGAACAAACGGGUCCAAGCUCCUUCGGGAAGACCUUUCCUCCUGCGUCGAGGAACCGCGACGGGCAGUGCCGUCACGACGGGAUCCUUCAAACGUAGGAGCCUCAAACUGAGACGCAACACGAAGGAGGGCAAGGACGUGGAGUGCGAACCCUGUACGUGUUCCAACAUCGUCAGAAGAGCGGAUUCCAUCCAGUCGAAGCGGAAGGUGAGCUCCUUGUCGGACAGAAGCGACACUUCGGAGCCAGGUUUGGGUCUUGGAGUCGGCGUUGGUGUUGGAAUCGGAAUUGGAGUUGGUGGUGGUGUCGGGGCUGGAGAGGUCAGCGGUGGCGAAGAGUCUCCGGGGAUUCUGAGCGACGAUCAGCCUCCGGAGAGUCCCAGUGAUAGCAACGACACCGACGAGACCAACAAGAACUUCCCCUGGAUGAGGGUCCUGGUUCAGAUAUCCAGCUCCUUCAAUUUCUACUGCUCCCACCAGAAUUUCUGUCACCCCUUCUGUCACCGAAGGCAGAUGAGAGCUGGCAGUCGGCUUGUCAAGUCUGUAAGGAAAAUAUACGGUGAGGAGUUUGGCAUCCUGGACGGCGCCAGCACCUUCGAUUUUGACACUGAUAAAAAAGAGGACGGCAAGAAGGAGAAGAGGAACACUCGCAAGGUCUCCGAACAAACCAGUGCCCAGACUUCGCCUGUUCGCAGGAAGGAUAGCGUUGGGAGGAAGUACAAGAUCGAGAAGAACUCGGAUGGGUCUCAGUCGGGCAGGAUGACCGGGUUCCAGAGGGACUCUACAAGGGAUCUUGCCGACCAGGACUCAGAGCGCGCCAAGGACCCCUCGAGGAGAGCUCUAAAAGACGAUGGCAGCGAUGACGAUUCCAACAAGGAACCGCCGGCGAUCCUAAAAUAUAUAAGGACCCAGGUGAAGGAAGCCUUCCACGCACCCCUGGCGACUUUGGUGAAGGGAGCCGCUAUCAUGUCGGAGGACCUCUUUGUGGACGUUCUUCCGGUAGCUUGGGAGCUACUUUUGGAGUCCAACCAGGAAGUGGCCGCUUCGGCAGCUUCGUUGUUCAUCGUUGCAGCCGUGCGAGCACCCAAUCAAGCCAGUGACCUGAUGCAUCGAGGUCUUCGUAAUUCGAGUGCUUCGGUCCGCAUCAACGCGAUACUGCGAUUCCAAGUACUCUGGAAGCUGAGGUACCAAGUCUGGCCACGCAUGGAAGAGACUGCUCACCUGACCUUCAAGGUGCCUCCACCAGGCAUCGAGUUCACCCUACCUUCACCCAAGAUCGGCAUCGAGUCGCUCCCCGUGGUCGACCCACCUUGGAUGCCUCAAAUGAAAACCAAAGUAGAGGAGGUCACCAUCAACCAGGAGCGUCAUAGGUCCUUGGUCACGGCCACGAAAACCAGGAAAAAACAGCAGACCGAACUGAUCAAGAGGGCUCUUCAGGCGCAAGACGACAAGAAGAGGGAGGAACGUGAGAACUUCCUGAUCACCACGAUCCCCAUCACUGUUCAGGCUGCUUACGAACCCAGUCCUGUGGGGGAUGACCAUGAUGAAGGCAUGUGGAGCAAUGCUGACGAGGAUGCUGCGGAGAUCGCUCCAAGAAGUACCUCUCACCAUGGUCAGUCCGCGUUGUCUCUAUUCCCCUCGUCCCUCUGUUCCGCAAUAGUCCAGAUAAUUAGUCUACUGGACGAUGCAGCAGUUUCUGAUGAUGGAAACGCCGUUUACGAGGUUGCUUAUCAGGUGAUCUGGAACUGCUUGGUGGAAGACAGCGCACUGUUCCUGCGGUACGUCUUGGAACGUCUCACGAGAGAGAAGCAGGAGUUGAUGUUCAAGAUCCUGAGACACCUGAUCAGAUUCGUGCCGAAGUUGCCGCAGCAAGCUGCCUUUGCCCUGUACAAUUAUAUAAUCGGUUAUGUCAUGUUUUACGUGCGCUCACCGCAUGAAGAGGGUCAGAAGCUCAUCGGGACAGCGCUUUCGAUUUUGUGGAUGGUGGUGCACAGCGUCCACGGGAUUAUGUUCAAAGACCUGAAGCAAAUCCUGCGGAAGGAGCAGUGCGACGCCUCGAUCCUCCUGACAGCCAAUGUUCCAUCAGCGAAGAAGAUCAUCGUCCAUGGUCCUCAGGAUCCCGACGCCGGUGGAAUCCCCUCUCAAUUUCCCGUGCAAGAAGACACGCAGUUUUGCCAGAUUCUCCGGGAAUCCUUGGACUUCUUCGGGAUAGACGAGGCUCGCCACAAGGAGUACUUCCUGGUCGACUACAAGACCCACCAGAUACACAAUCCCUCGUCCUACGUCAGAGACUACUACUUCUUCAAGAGGUCCCAAUACCCGCAACUAGAGCUGGUGCACAUGAAGCCUGAAGAGGCGUUCGACGCCCUGCAAAGACAGGAGUUGGUGCACAAAUUCGUGGAGAUCGGAAAGGUGAUGCUCACCUGGGCGAUCUUGAAGAACGUUGACAUGGUGGUUCAGAGGGUCGUCUUUCUGCACGAGGAGCUGAUGAAGCUGCCCUCCUUCCCAAGGAAAGCACUAGAGGCUGAUCUAGACCUCUACAAGGGCGGAGAGAUCGGCAGGGAACUCCUGGGCUUGGACGUGAUGCACAAGUUCAUGUGGGUCCGGCUGAUCGCGAGGAUGUUCGAAGCGAUGGCGGGGAACUUCGCCUACUCAGGGGACAUCCACCUCUUCCUGAAUGUCCUGAACGGUGCCGUGAUCCUUCACAGCGAGGACUCCUGCAUCCUCAGGUACGUCGUGGCCACCUACAUCAACGCGGCCCACAACUUCAAGAACAUCUUCUCCACCAACGGGUACUUAUUAAUCGUGCCGACCCUGCUGCAACUCUACUCUAACCAUCGGACCAACAAACUGGUAACCACCACGGUGGAGUACGCGGUGAAGCAGUUCUACCUGAUGAACAGGAAGCCCUUCAUCCUCCAGAUGUUCGGAAGUGUGUCCACAAUUUUAGACACGGAUGAAACGAGCACCCACGGAGAAGCGCACAAGGUACCCUCGAGGUGUCUCUUCGACCUCCUGCUGAGUCUGGAAACGCCAUCGCCGGAUCCCCUGAACAUCGGCGAGCUUGUGAAAGAGCAGAAGCCGCUGAAGGCCAUCGACUUCUGCUACCACGACGAAAAUGAGAUGGUGACGGUUCUUGACUGCAUUUCGCUCUGUGUGAUGGUCAUAGCCUAUGCAGCCGAUUCCGUGAGGGGUCAACAAAUGUUGACCAUCCUCGAGGCCAUACUCCCUUGCUACGUGCAGCAGAUUCAGUCCCCCGCCUACAACAAGGAGGGCAAAACGGAGAAGGAGAUUAUCAACCAGCUGGCGAUUGCGGUGAAGACUCUGGUCAACAAUUCCGAAGCGUUGACGAAGUACUACAAUGGGCCACAAAAGUCCAGUCCUGAGCACAAGGGGUCCAGCCAGAGGAACUACGGAAAGGGUCCUUACUCUCCUGGCUUCGACUUCGAUGACGAAGCGCACGCGACUAAGUACAUGGAGCACACCAAGAGCAGGAUCCUCUACGACCGCGACAACGAGGACGCCGAGAGCUGCCACAAAAACGAAUUCCGCAGGCCCAGGGACACCUUGCUGAACAUGGUGGGAGAGUUCGUGGCACGCUGUUCGGUUCGCCUAGCCGAGCUCAACAAGAAGUCGUCAGACGGCAAGACGAUCGAGCUCCUGGACUCCAAAUGCCACGUGCGUCUAGCGGACGUGGCUCACAGCUUGCUGAAGAUCUCUCCUUACGAUCCGGAAACGAUGGGCUGCCGGGGUCUGCGGAGGUACAUGAACGACGUGCUUCCCUCCACGGAGUGGUCCAACGACGACAUGAGACCUGCGCUGACCAUCAUUCUGAGGAGGUUGGACAAGACGUUCAGCAAGAUCUACAAGAAGGCCUCGAUUAGACGGAACACCGACUGGGAGGCGGCCAGCGACUUGCUGAAAGGCGUGUACGAGACCCUGUCGAAGUACCCUUACAUAGCGCAUUUUCAACACCUGAAGACCCUGCUCAGCACCUGCCAGGCUCUCAUUGUUGGGGACACCACGGGCUUAGUAGAGGUGACUUCCGCGGCCUCUGCUGCUCUGAUGAGCCAGAUACCUCCCAGACAUUUCUGCUCCACUGUGCUGAGGCUGAUUGCGCUUCAUGCGAUAUCUCUGGGAGAAGGAUACUCUCUGGAAAAUAUCUGCGGAGGGCAGUCCAUGUUCGCCACGCAGACCAGGACAGAGAAUACGUUGCUCAAUCUGCUGAUCCCGUUGUUCCUGCGUGUCGGCACUGGGAGGAAAGAUGUCCCCAAGUUGAGGCAGUCGGACAUUAGCUUUGCGCUGACCACCGUUCUCAAUACCCUCUGGCCACCUACCACCAAGUGUGCGCCCAUCACGGCCCAGAACCUGAAGACCACCGCUGAUGUGAGAACUGGUAGCUUGACGUUUACUGCGAGGGACACCAAGGUCCCCACCAAGAUCUCCCUCACGCUCUACCAAGUGGCGUUUCUGGCCCUCAAGAUCAUGACCAUCUGCUUCGAGUCCGAGCUGAAAACCGAGUGGCCACGGAUCCUGCGCACCAUGCGUCUUCUAAACAAGCGCAACGAGGCAUCCGUCCAUCUAUGGAACUUCAUCGAGUUCUCGGUGAUCCAUCGCACAGCUCUCUACAUCCAGAUGCUGCCGUUCAUCGUGCACAAGAUCGGCCAGCCGCCGAUAUCCGAGCACGAGAGAAACAUGCAGGGCUCCAUCCGGAGGAAGAUCAACGGCGAGGCGAUGCCCGUGCCGAAAUCCCGAGGCACCUUGCUGACGGACCUCCUCAGGGAGCUAAGGGACCUGAAGAAGGAGAUCGAGGAUCGGAAAUUCGAUGAGCUGCAACCAGAGCCGAAGAGGAGCCUGGUCGACAUGCACCCAACGGCACCAAACGCUGCGCAAAACGCGAGCGACAUUCCUCACGGACAGCGCACUCAGAGACCAUCCUUGAUCGACCUCCUCACCGGAGACCUAGGCUCCCGGACCCACGUGAAUCGUACACCUGCCGAAACUCCAUCGAUCCAUUCCACGACAACGCCGGCGCAUCCUGGGACUCAGCCUGCUGCAUCAGCUUCGGUCCAGCAUCUAGCUCAGCAAUCUGGGAAGCCUUCGGCCACGAAUGAUGCCCACGGGAGCCAUCCCAGCCACGGCAGUCACACCGCAAGGGGCUCCGUGUCGAGCGGAGCCUCGUCCACUCUGAGAGGGAGUUCCGAGUUCUGCCAAGGAGAGUCGACAUACGAGCAGCCUGGACCGACAGAUAGAUCGCAACCAUCGUCUUCUACCGACGAACGUAACAAUGUUAAGCCUCGUCCUAAAUUACCUCAACAAAAGACGUUCAAACUGCGCUUUGUAUCUUCCGUAGAGUAUAGAAACUCGUCAGGGGAAACCUCGACGAGCCAGCUCAGCAUGAACAGCCCCGUCGAGGACAGUUCCGGAGAGACUCGGUUCGACAGGCCUCGAUUACAACGCUCCAUGGGACAAAGCAAGAAGACGUUCCGCCUGCGAAAGAGUCGGCGGACGCACGUCGAGGUAUUCCUCCAGAUCGUUACAAGAUCUUCUGCCUCGACGAUGACCUCGGGAACAAUGGGGCCGGCAACAGCGGUGACAGAGCCCUCCGUCUUCAGCAUCCCCUCGGACUCGUCUUCCAUACGUUCAAGACGCAGUCUCUCGAUUCGCCAGACUCCCGACGAGAGGACCAACGAUAACGAUCAACAGCGCCAGCAUUCGGCUGCUCAACACCACUACCACCGGUACCACCAUCAUCAUCAUCAUCUGCACCCUCAGUCGGACGUGUCCUGGGACGAGGACACGUCGAGCACUUCGGGGUACCGUGAGUCCUACAGCUUGCAGCUGGUAUCCCUGGAAAGCGGCGCGAGGAACGUGCAAGCGCCGCCUCUCGCAUCGCCGGAUUUUAACGAUAUACCCUCGACCAGCAGCACCACGACCACCAAUUACAUGGGGUUCGAUGGUAGCUCGCCUGACAGCUCCAUAAACGGGAACGGGGCGACUGGCCCAAUCAAUGAUGCCGUUGGUGCAGGCGAGAAGACCGCUCUUCUGACCCCAAGCCAAAGGGCUUCCUCGCAACAUUCUCUGCUGAUGGUGUUCCAGGCGCAGGAUGAAGACACGUUGAUUUAAACCGAAGCUCCGAGCAUGGUCUUGUUAAUGGUACUUGCUGGAUACC
Orussus abietinus is the source of this 11099-nucleotide messenger RNA. RefSeq names its product protein unc-80 homolog (gene unc80). Gene Ontology annotation, cellular component: axon; cation channel complex. The transcript has 51 exons. Gene Ontology annotation, biological process: monoatomic cation homeostasis. The record is from RefSeq and is a predicted model, not a curated record. Lineage: Eukaryota; Metazoa; Arthropoda; Insecta; Hymenoptera; Orussidae. Gene Ontology annotation, molecular function: monoatomic cation channel activity.